UCAUAUCGCUUCAUGCUGAGACACGGCGGUGUACUAACGUUAGGUUAGACUUUUCUGCCUUUGGCGUCUAAUUUUUAUGCCAUGUUUAUAUAACAUUUCGUCAGUCGUUAACAGCAGAAUAGUGCUCCAAAACACGAAAUUCAAAUUUCGAGAAUCAAGAAGCUAGUGUACGACUUCAGAUUCACGUUAACCUGUUCCCUAGUUAGCCAAAUCAUUAGCUGGCUACCUAGCUAAUUAGCUACUUACGUAGCUAACGUAAGAAGAAUCAUUGCUCAAACAACGUUAUCGUUAUUUACCCUGUAAGUUAUCGUUUACUGUCAGAUCUUGUUUAACUUAUUCACCAUCGAUUUACGUGGAGAUUGUACGGUUCAGUUUUACCCGAUUGUCGUAUAUUUUGUCAACACAGCCGGGUGUAUGUUAACGAGUCGACAUAACUGGUGGUUAUCCUUUUAGCCAAACAAUCUAGCUAGCAAAUAUCUUCUAGCCAGUUGAGCUAGCGUUUAACAUUAACGUUACAGACUUCAUUGCGUCUAAGUUACCAUCUAGCCAGAUCAUCAACAAGAACAAAAUGGGCUCAAUACUUAGUCGGAGGAUCGCGGGUGUCGAGGAUAUUGACAUCCAGGCUAAUUCGGCAUACAGAUUUCCACCUAAAUCAGGGAACUAUUUUGCCAGUCACUUUUUCAUGGGAGGGGAGAAAUUUGACACACCCCAUCCAGAAGGCUACCUCUUUGGGGAAAAUAUGGAUUUGAACUUCCUUGGCAAUCGUCCUGUACAGUUCCCAUAUGUUACACCGGCACCUCAUGAGCCAGUUAAAACGUUGAGGAGUCUUGUCAACAUCAGGAAAGAUUCCCUGCGUCUUGUAAGGUACAAAGAUGAUGCUGACAGUCCCACAGAAGAAGAUGGCAAGCCCAGGGUCCUAUAUGGAGUCGAGUUCACCUUUGAUUCAGAUGCACGGGUGGCCAUCAGCAUCUAUUGCCAGGCUUUUGAAGAAUUCAGUAAUGGAAUGGCUGUCUACACCUCAAAGGUUCCCACUAUGGCUUCCGAAACGGUCCACUACAAGAGAGGAGUGAGCCAGCAGUUCUCUCUGCCGUCCUUCAAAAUCGAUUUCGAUGAAUGGAAGGAGGAGGAUCUAAAUUUUGAUCUUGAUCGAGGUGUCUUCCCCAUGGUCAUCCAAGCAGUGGUAGACGAAGGGGAUGAUUGCUUAGGACACGCCCAUGUACUGCUUGCAGCCUUUGAGAGACACAUGGACGGGAGCUUUUCUGUGAAGCCUUUGAAGCAGAAACAAAUUGUGGAUCGAGUGAGCUAUUUGCUGCAGGAGAUCUAUGGGAUUGAGAACAAAAAUAACCAAGAGACCAAGCCUUUGGAUGACGAGAACAGUGACAACAGCAAUGAGUGUGUUGUGUGUCUGUCUGACCUGCGGGACACGCUCAUCCUGCCCUGCAGACAUCUGUGUCUGUGCAACUCCUGUGCAGACACACUGCGCUACCAGGCCAACAACUGUCCCAUCUGCCGCCUGCCGUUUAGAGCCUUGCUGCAGAUCCGAGCAGUGAGGAAGAAGACUGGAGCCCUUUCUCCAGUCUCCUUCAGCCCUGUGCUUGCCCAGACCAUGGACCAUGAUGAACACUCCAGCUCAGACUCGGUUCCUCCGGGCUUUGAGCCCAUCUCUCUGCUGGAGGCGAUGAACGGUCUGCGGGCCGUGUCCCCAGGGAUCCCCUCCGCCCCCCUCUACGAUGAGAUCAACUUCUCGGGCGGUGUGGGCAGUGAUGGCCGGCCCCUGAGCCCCUCGGAACUACCGGGGGACAGCGCUCUGCAGAAGGGCAAAGUCAGCAAGUCGCCUGACAGCACCCUUCGGUCCCCAUCCUCACCCAUCCAGGAGGAGGACGAGGAAAAGCUGUCGGAGCUGUCGGACGCCCAGCCGCACGCUACCCUCUCCAGUAGCCCCGUGCCACCUGAGCAGGCCAGUGGAGCCGAGGACGUCCCAGAGUCCACCACUCCUGAGGAUGAGGAAGGUCUGCUGUCUGAACAGGAGAUAAUGCAGGACUGCAGCAGCGAGCACAGCAGCCUGACCAAGACAGAGAGUGACCCUGCCGAAGACCUUUCUCUCCCAGCUUUAGGUCCUGAGUCCUGCUCUAUUGGUAUGGAAGAGUAACUCUGGGUCGUCAGAUUCCACGGAGAGUCUGAAAAGCGAGAGUACCAACUGCUCCAGCCAGCCUCUCCUGCGCCCCCUAAGCAGUUUGCACAUGGAGGACGAAUAGCUUGACCCCCUACCUACCACCCCAGACCCCAGGUGGACACCUCUCUGUGUCUGAAUUCCCCCAGCGUUCCUCUCUCCCUGUUCACUACUGUACAUUUCCAGAACAUUCCCUCCUUCUUAUCCAAUGUGGACCCUUCGGAGAUCGAGCAUGAGUGCGCUGCUAGGGAUCUCGCUUUUUGUCCGUGCCAGCAAAUCAAGUUCUGCCCCACCUAAGACUGAAUUUCUGUAAAUGUCUGGUGACUGUCGGCAUGACCUGUUGACUGUUGGCGAUAGUGGAUGUUCAUGCUGAAGUUCAUCAUGGUAACCUUUUAAAAAAGUAGACGGCCCUAAAGCUCCCUUUUUGAUGAGGUUUGGAGGUACCCAUGACACUUAUUAUAGCUGUGUUCCUUACUAACUGAGUGGCAUUAUGCAACUGUAGUGAUGUAAAAUCUAAAAAUCUGUUUGGUGAUGUUCUCUUUUUCAUUCUUUGACGGUAACCUUUCACAAACAUGCACUUAGUGAGUUUUAUAAGCUUUCGUUUCCCAUCUCUGAAUAAGAUGAAGGGUUAAUUACCAGUCUAUUUCAGCUUAUGAUAUGCACCACUGCCCUUGUGUUGGGUAAGAUGGAUUUUCGUCAGGACCAGAACUAAUUUGGUCAAGGUCACAAUAUAGCGAGAUUUGUGUCAUGCUCAUCUUUAUGUUAUUGUGAUUAGAUUCAUUUUGUAAGGUAUGGUUUAAUCCAUUUUUUCAAGUUUUUUUUUUCUGUCAUAUGUAAUGUGUAUGUAAAGUUCUUCACAGUGUUAUCUGUAAAUGUGUACAUUUUAACUGUUUAUAUUUGAGAAGUGUGAUAAGGCAGUGCAGCUGAACUCCUGUUGUUGUUGUUGUUGUUGUUAUUAUUAUUAUUAUUAUUAUUAUUAUUAUUAUUAUUAUUAUUAUUAUUAUUGUUAUUAUUUAUAUUAGGUAUGCUUGUAUAUUCUUGACAUAAUGUUGACGUCUGUGCACAAGUGGCGUCAAAGCUGAUUGCAACUGUACUGAUUUAUUUUUUCCUAGCUGCCUGGCUGAAACAUAGUAUUGUUGAACUUGACCGUGUGCAGCAGUAUAUUUCUCAGCUCCCAGUGAAUAUUGGUCCAGUUUGCUAAACACAUCAAAACGUGUUCAAAAGUGAAAAGCGAACUAUAGUGAAGGGUGUGACAGGAUAUGGUUGUGUUGCCGCGACAGUACCCUCGAGUAGCUCGGAGUCUACUGACUGUCCCCAGUCCUGCAAGUGUAGCAUUACUCAUAUAGGUAUAUGUGCCUUUCUUUAGAGCAAACAUGGCUACUUGUUGCUUGGGGCUUUUGUAUUCUUGUGAAAGGACCACUUGUCAAGCACAUAAGAAAGCCUUUUUAAAAAUAAUUGAUUAUGUACAGAUCUACAGUAUGUGAGUGAACUCUAAACUGGAUAAUACUGAUUUAUUUCAACAGCAGUGUUUUAUUAUAUAAUAAUUAUGAAUAUGUUAUUCAUCUGUAAUAACAAGGUGUGGUAUGCUUUAAUGUUAAGCUUUGUGUACUAAAUUAAGUAAUCUAUGCUUUUCUGAAAGGAACUGCAUCUCACAAAGUUUCAAUUGUAAGAGCCUGUGUAUCAGCUUUUAUCUCCACUGACACAUCCUCUCCCCCAAUAUUAACCAGAAACCUCUCUCGUUGCGCAACAGUAACAGGAAUCUUAAACACCAGAUAAUUUCACUUGUGGGCUUAUUUAUAGUUUAUUUCACACUUUAGACUCACAGUGGCUAGACUAUUCUGAUGUGCCAUCUCAGUAUACUGAUACACCGUGCCUUCUUGUUCCUGUUCCAAAUAUUAUUGACCUGGUAUCCAGGGUAAUACUGCUUUGGGUCAUUCAUUGUUUAAAGCAUACGCUCAAGAUACUUUUGUCCUGUUGGUGUAGAGGCAUGUGGAAAACUAAUAAAGCUUAACGUUUCAGUAAUGA
Alosa sapidissima (American shad) is the source of this 4195-nucleotide messenger RNA. It is a transcript of the gene mgrn1b, whose product is annotated as mahogunin, ring finger 1b. The transcript has 17 exons. Lineage: Eukaryota; Metazoa; Chordata; Actinopteri; Clupeiformes; Clupeidae. Gene Ontology annotation, cellular component: plasma membrane; early endosome; cytoplasm. The coding region runs from base 569 to 2149 and encodes 526 amino acids. Gene Ontology annotation, molecular function: ubiquitin protein ligase activity. The record is from RefSeq and is a predicted model, not a curated record. Gene Ontology annotation, biological process: endosome to lysosome transport; negative regulation of G protein-coupled receptor signaling pathway; protein ubiquitination.